Molecule: messenger RNA, 378 nt
Organism: Auxenochlorella protothecoides
Lineage: Eukaryota; Viridiplantae; Chlorophyta; Trebouxiophyceae; Chlorellales; Chlorellaceae
Product: Cyclic pyranopterin monophosphate synthase accessory protein, mitochondrial
Exons: 1
Coding region: 1-378 (125 amino acids)
Biological process (GO): Mo-molybdopterin cofactor biosynthetic process
Source: RefSeq, a predicted model, not a curated record
AUGUUGGGACGCACGGUAUUCGAUCUGAUCCAGCAGAAUGCCAUGAAGAAGGGCGAUGUUCUGAGCGUGGCGCAGCUGGCCGGGGUGAUGGGGGCGAAACAAACGGCGUCCCUCAUCCCCCUGUGCCACCCCCUGAGCCUGUCGAACGUGGAGGUGAAGCUGGCCCUGCUCGCCGACUUCCACGCGCUCAACAUAACGGUCACCGCGUCGACAGUCGGUCAGACUGGAGUGGAGAUGGAAGCCCUGACUGGCGCCUCCAUCGCCGCGUUGACUGUAUAUGACAUGUGCAAAGCUGUCUCUCGGGAACUGAAAAUCACAGACAUCCGACUCCUGCACAAGUCUGGAGGCCGCUCGGGGGACUGGACAUGCUCUUCCUAA